CGGGGCGGGGCUGGCCGGCUUCCAGGCAAGGGCUCUGGCCGCCCGCGCAGCCGGGCCGCUCCGGGGACGGGCCGGGGCGGGGCGCGGCAGCAGGAAACGGGGCGGGGACUCGCGGAGGCGUUGGGGAGCGAGGGAGGGCGCGGCCAACUCCCGGAGGGACGGCAGGCCGAGACAGCGGCGCCCGGCUCUGGCGCCGAGCCUGAGCCCGCCGGACAGGAGGCGGCCCAGCCGCGGGCUCGGCCUCGGCCCCAGUCCCGCCAGCAUGGCCGGCCGGACCGUGCGGGCCGAGACCCGGAGCCGGGCCAAGGAUGACAUCAAGAAGGUGAUGGCGACCAUCGAGAAGGUCCGGAGAUGGGAGAAGCGCUGGGUGACUGUGGGCGACACUUCCCUUCGUAUCUUCAAGUGGGUGCCAGUGGUGGACCCCCAGGAGGAGGAGCGACGGAGGGCAGGUGGCGGGGCAGAGAGAUCCCGAGGUCGGGAACGGCGGGGCAGGGGCGCCAGUCCCCGAGGGGGCGGCCCUCUCAUCCUGCUGGAUCUCAAUGAUGAGAACAGUAACCAGAGUUUCCAUUCGGAAGGCUCUCUGCAAAAGGGCACCGAGCCCAGCCCUGGGGGCACCCCCCAGCCCAGCCGCCCUGUGUCACCUGCUGGACCACCAGAAGGGGUCCCAGAGGAUGCUCAGCCCCCACGGCUGGGCCAAGAGAGAGAUCCUGGGGGCGUAACUGCAGGCAGCACCGAUGAACCCCCAAUGCUGACCAAGGAGGAGCCUGUUCCAGAAUUGCUGGAGGCUGAGGCCCCUGAAGCUUACCCCGUCUUUGAGCCAGUGCCACCUGUCCCCGAGGCAGCCCAGGGUGACACAGAGGACUCGGAGGGCGCCCCCCCACUCAAGCGCAUCUGCCCAAAUGCCCCUGACCCCUGAGAAGCUGGCCUGCCUGUCCUGUCGCCCCAAGGGCCCCUUUGGCUUUUUACAAAUAAAGACCCUUUUGUAA
Molecule: messenger RNA, 986 nt
Organism: Zalophus californianus (California sea lion)
Lineage: Eukaryota; Metazoa; Chordata; Mammalia; Carnivora; Otariidae
Gene: BCL7C
Product: BAF chromatin remodeling complex subunit BCL7C
Exons: 6
Coding region: 263-916 (217 amino acids)
Source: RefSeq, a predicted model, not a curated record